Parathielavia appendiculata is the source of this 858-nucleotide messenger RNA. RefSeq lists its product as uncharacterized. The record is from RefSeq and is a predicted model, not a curated record. NCBI's taxonomy places the organism in Eukaryota, Fungi, Ascomycota, Sordariomycetes, Sordariales, Chaetomiaceae. The transcript has a single exon. Bases 189 to 677 code for a protein of 162 amino acids.
AAUCAAUUAUUCAGAAAGGCCUCAAUUCAAUCCAAUUAUGAGGCUUGGAUUGGAUUGAUUGGAUUGUUGGGAGCGCUGAAUUCAGCAUCUUGAAAUGGGCGUCCUCCACGUCUUACCUGCCCUCAUGCCCUCAGCUGGCCAAGGAUAGCGAUCUUCGGAUCAAAAACGGACAAUUUCGUGGCUCCUGCAUGAUGAAAGGGUCGGAUGAGGUGAUGAAAAUAGUGACACAUUGGGGGGAAGAACAGGUGGAUUGGGGGAUAAAACGGCGGCAAACUUGGAAGUGGGAGGAGGAAAGACGUCCUGGACUACACCGUUCAUGUUCAUGUUUCCAGAAGUGGCCAACCUCUGAUCUAGAGGCUUUCAGUUUGACUUCAUUCCGCUCGGCCACCUUGCCAUUAGAUGCGAUAGUGACGGCCGAGAGUUGGUGGUCUUUGUCUCAGUCUUUUGUUGUGGUGUGGAGAUGGGGGGAUCACUAUCUUAUCAGUCGAAUUGCCAAGGUACGAUUUGUGGGUGAGGUGAGAUGGCCGAAUGCAGGAUCCCAACCAUAUGGAAGGCUGGGCCCUACUCUGUACACGUACUUAUCUAUUCGUACGGCAAAGAGACAAGAAGGGCGCGAUUUUCGCAAUCGAGAUUUCCACUCCAGGAGCAGCCCUUCUGGAGACGGCAGCUUUCAUUAAGAGGGGGAUUGCCUGUCCGGGUGACUCGUCCGGGCAGCUCGCCGAGUGCCGAUCCGCCACGCCCGGGGAUGCGUCACCGGAGCGGGGGCCGGAGAUAACCGGUUUGGUCGGCGGGUGCUGCCACAGAGCUCAGGAGAGGGGUUGAGGGGGAUGAGCUAAAUAAAGAAAUCAUAUCAACUCG